Molecule: messenger RNA, 1221 nt
Organism: Naegleria lovaniensis
Lineage: Eukaryota; Heterolobosea; Eutetramitea; Acrasida; Naegleriidae
Exons: 1
Coding region: 1-1221 (406 amino acids)
Source: RefSeq, a predicted model, not a curated record
AUGCAACAACAAUUUCUUGUUUCUUCCAACACUCCAAGCUCAUCUUUGCAAGAAGAACAAUCAGAAAAGUCUAAACUCGUGUUUACGGCAUUGAAUGGACAAGUCUUGUUGGAAUUGAUUUCUACAAGCUGCUCCGGAGUUUCGCCGUUGCUUGCUGGUUAUGAAUGUGGACGUUAUAUAUGGGAGUACAAGAUUCACGAUCCUCUUCAUAGGGAUAUUGAUGCUAGUAUUGAAAUAGGCUCAAAUAUGAAUUUGGAUCGGGUUGCACCAAUGGCAGUUGAAAUUCAUCGCGUUUCCAUCACAUUCAAACGAAAUCAUCAAGUCGUAUUUUCAUUUCAUAGUAAUAAUUAUGAUGAUUGUCCAGUCAUGAAAAUACCUUCGGGUCAAUCACCUCAAAAGACAACGUGUCAUCCAAACGUUGCUGUCCAAGAAAUAUUGAGAUGGGUUGGCCUUGAUCAAUUUAUGGUUUCGCCGAUUGCAGCAUGGAAUUGUUUGAUGACUUUUUUGAGAGUCUUGCAGUAUUUCAGGUAUGAAAAACUUGUAAAACGUGUAUCAGAUAUUUCAGAGAGGCUUCAGAAAAAGUUAGGAAUGAAUUCGACAUUGAAAAAUGGAUUGUAUGAAUGUAAAUUUAUUAAGAAAGGGACAUCAAUCAAAGAUGUUUUGAAACACUGUGAUUUAAAUUCGCUAAAAGUAUUUAAAUCAUCGAGUAUUCAAUGUUUAAAGUCGAGGCCAUUUAAAUUGAUAUUCGAAUAUAACGGUCAUAAAUUGGAAUACCGAGAGAAAAUGAAAAAUGAAAACAAGAAUCGAGACAGUACUACAUUUGAUGAGAGAAAAAAUAUGAAUUUCAAUAAUCAGCCAUUUAUUCACAUUAGUGAGCUAUUGUUCGAUGAAGAUGUUAUAUUUUCCUGUGAAUUUCCUUCCAAAACAACGAUGGCUGAAUUUCCGUGUUAUGUACCUGGAAUGGUUGUGGUUACUGAUAAUCGACAUCCAGAUGACGCUUGUGUCAAUUUUGCACAUACUAUUUUAAAGUCAGCAUUCGCACUCGAACAAGAUGAAGAACAUUGGAUUGCUUUGAUAUCGACUCAGGGAUUUCAUGCAUUUGAAUUGGUUUUUUCACGCUUUAGGAAACACAGAUCCAUCUUUUUCGAUGCAUGUUUUGCGAAGCUAGCGAAAGAAAAGCCCUCAGCACUGAGUGAUAUUGAAAUCAAGUGUCAAAAUUGA